AGGGACGAUCGCGCUUCAGCAAAUCUUGCCGAAUUCGGGAGCGAAUGUUGGGAAUCCUCGACGCUUGACGCCCCCGAUCACGACUUCAGUGGACGAAAACAGCAUUCGUGCCAUCUUCGCGUCCGGUUGGAGUCGUCUGGUGCACGUGGAAGCUUCUCGGCCUAGCCUAGCCUAGCCUAGCCUAGCCUAGCUUGCUAACAAAGAGCCGCGUUGGUGAUCGACACUUCGCUAAGCAGAGAUCAAGCGGGAGAGCGGAAAGCGUUGUGAUCGUCGUGUGAAAAUGUGCGCAAGGAGGACAGCAGAGAACGAGGUGGAACUUUGGGGCCCAAAGGAGGAGAAGGAGCCACGUCAACCACUGGACUCCGUGUUCAAUCUGCAGCCUCCGACUGUGCCACGCAGAGCAGACGUCAGUGAAAAUCUUCAUCCUGAGCGGCAGCGGUCAGUGUCCUCUCAAAUCAAAGAGGAAGAGGAGGACGAAGAGGUGCAACACAUUAAAGAGGAAGAGCAGGAGGAAAUCAUCAAGGUUCCAUUGACAGGUGUCCUUUUGAAGAGUGAAGAUGAAGGUCAAAGUGAGGAGAGACAAGGGGCGGAGCCUCGGAGCAGCAGCUCAAGUCAACACAUGACAACAGAAGGUGAUGGAGACCACUGUGGAGGAUCACAAGCAGACUGUGAUGAUGAUGAACAGUUAGAAGACAUCACUGAAGAUCUUCGUACUGAGCGGCAGGAGCCAGAGCCCCCCCACAUUAAAGAGGAAGUGGAGGACAAGGAGGUCCACCACAUCAAAGAGGAAGAGGAGCCCAUUUUGAUGAAAAAAGGGGAGGAAGAAGCUCGCCGCCACAUCAAACAGGAAGUGGAGGAGGACAUCACCAAGGUUCCAUCGACUGGUGUCCCUUUGAAGAGUGAAGGUGAAGGUCAAAGUGAGGAGAGCAGAGGGGCGGAGCCACCAAGCAGCAGCUCAAGUCAACACAUGAAGACAGAAGGUGACGGAGACCACUGUGGAGGAUCGCCAGCAGACGGACUCUUAGCGCCACUGUCAGAUUGUGACGGCGUGACGUCCCACUCUCCUCACACUGAUGAUGAUGAUAAACAGUCUGAAGGUGAUCUAACAUGUCACACUGACAAAAAACAAUGGAAAUGUUCUCAUUGUGGGAAAACAUUUGCAAAUAAGAGCCGUUUGAAACCGCACGUGAGAACACACACUCGAGAAAAACCUUUUGCAUGUUCAGUUUGUGGUCAAAGAUUCUCUGUGAAGGAAAGCUUAAAAUUACACACAAGAACGCACACUGGUGAGAAACCUUUUUCCUGCACAGUCUGUGGUCAAAGAUUCUCUGGAAAGGGAAACUUAAAAAAACACACCAGAACCCACACUGGUGAGAAACCUUUUUCCUGCACAGUCUGUGGUCAAAGAUUCUCCGAAAAGGGAAACUUAAAAAAUCACACAAGAACCCACACUGGUGAGAAACCUUUUUCCUGCUCAUUUUGUGGUCUCAGAUUCUCCGUGAAGAAAAACUUAAAAAAACACACAAGAACACACACUGGUGAGAAACCUUUUUCUUGCUCAGAUUGUGGUCAAAGAUUUACUCAGAAGGAAAGCUUAAAAAUACACACGAGAACCCACACUGGUGAGAAACCUUUUUCUUGCUCAGAUUGUGGUCUAAGAUUUUCUGUGAAGGAAACCUUAAAAAUACACACGAGAACCCACACUGGUGAGAAACCUUUUUCUUGCUCAGAUUGUGGUCUAAGAUUCUCUGUGAAGGAAAAGUUAAAAAUACACACAAGAACGCACACUGGUGAGAAACCUUUUUCCUGCUCCGUUUGUGGUGGAAGAUUCACUCUGAAGGAAAAGUUAAAAAUACACACAAGAACCCACACUGGUGAGAAACCUUUUUCUUGCUCAGAAUGUGGCCAAAGAUUUUCUGAAAAGGGAAGUUUAAAAAGACACACAAGAACGCACACUGGUGAGAAACCUUUUUCCUGCUCAGACUGUGGCCAAAAAUUCACUCAGAAGGGACACUUAAAAAUGCACACAAGAACCCACACUGGUGAGAAACCUUUUACUUGCUCAGAUUGUGGUCUAAGAUUCUCUGUGAAGGAAACCUUAAAAAUACACACAAGAACCCACACGGGUGAGAAACCUUUUUCUUGCUCAGAUUGUGGUCUAAGAUUCUCUGUGAAGGAAAAGUUAAAAAUACACACAAGAACCCACACUGGUGAGAAACCUCUUUCCUGCUCAGUUUGUGGUCAAAGAUUCUCUUAUAAGUAUCAGGUUAAGACACACAAGUGUGCUGGUGAGAAUAGCAGUGAUCAAGAAUAUUUUCAUGUAAAUGUUUAAAAAAAAAAAAAAAACGUACAAAAAUCUACAUUCUUGUAUUCUGUGUACCAGCUUUUAUCGUAUCUUCUUCUUGUCUAUAUAUUUUCUCAACGCCUCCCGCGGCCAAAUGUUUCGGAUUAGCACUGGUGCCAAAAUACUUUCAAGGGACUCGUUAAAGGUGAGAACAAUGGGCACUUAUUCCAGUGUUCUGGGCUCAUAAAUGAUGUUGACUGAUGAUAAGCCCUCCAGAAUAGACUAAAUAGUAAUAGAAUCGUUUUCUGAUGAAAUAUGUGAUUUUCAGAUAGAUUUUGGCCCGGCCACAUUCUGGACAUGCCAGUCUGUCACGAUUUGACACAUAACGAGCAGGAGCCGAUUACAUUUCCUCCUUGAACUCAUGUUUUCCAUGGUGUAUUUUUUGCCCAUCUAGAAAGUCUGGAUGACGUUUUGGGAUAUUCAUGACUGAAAAUAGUGAUAGUGAAAUAUGUUGGAGCGCUUGUUUAAAAAAAAUCGACCGUUGAAAUGGCUCCUUGAGGAAAGAAAGACAACGGGGUCAUCCCACAUAAAGUAAUUCCUGCAGAUUCAUUUCCUCAUCCGUCAGCUCAAUUUUGAAUUGAUUGCACCGCAUACGUAUAGUAUACGUCUAUAUGUGUGAAAAGAUCAAAUGUAUGUAUAGAUCACAAAGACGUUUCUGUAGGCGGCAUUGUGUGACAGACGCGGACUUUGGCUGGCUGUCAUAACGUCGGAUGACCCAUGACGAGGGUCUCCCGGCCGAACGCGUGACGUCACUUCAUGUUCUGAAACUGCGCCUGAUCAAAUCUUUCACUUUUAGGGUAUUAAGCCACAUUUCUUGGUUUCAUGGUUGAGGCUUGCAAGGAUGUGGUGCUCCCCCGCUGUGUUUGUAUGAUUUUCAUGAUGACACUGUAAUAAAUUUGCAAUUUUUCAGCACAUUAAAUGAGUGAUUGAACAUAAUUUUGGGAUACCAGCUG
Messenger RNA from Phycodurus eques (leafy seadragon), 3297 nucleotides. Its product is annotated as gastrula zinc finger protein XlCGF57.1-like. The transcript is spliced from 4 exons. Gene Ontology annotation, cellular component: nucleus. Gene Ontology annotation, molecular function: RNA polymerase II cis-regulatory region sequence-specific DNA binding; DNA-binding transcription factor activity, RNA polymerase II-specific. Gene Ontology annotation, biological process: central nervous system development; regulation of transcription by RNA polymerase II. The record is from RefSeq and is a predicted model, not a curated record. NCBI's taxonomy places the organism in Eukaryota, Metazoa, Chordata, Actinopteri, Syngnathiformes, Syngnathidae. The coding region runs from base 281 to 2332 and encodes 683 amino acids.